GUAGCCGGCAAGCUGCAUCACUCUUCGCCACAGAGGUUUGACUACAGUCAGAAGAAACAGAAAAAGUUUCACAGCUGGCGGGCGACGCUCCUGAGCCGUCGGAGUAGCAACCUGCAAACUAAUCCGAGUCCUGUUCUGAGCGAGUGUCUGCUGACAGAGAGAGGGAGGGAGCGGGUUACCACUGUCAGGUUGCAAAAGGUGUCUCCAGACUUCAGACAUUACUCCUGUCAAACACGCUGCCUGGAGUGAAGCCUUCAAAGUAAAACCCUGACAAAAGAGGAACAACUUCCUGUGACAAACUUGCAGAAAAUUAAAAUGGCUGACCGUUUCGACUGUGACAAUUGCAAAGAAUCCCUGUACGGCCGCAAGUACAUCCAGUCAGAUGACAGCCCCUACUGCAUCCCGUGUUACGACAGCCUGUUUUCAAAUACAUGUGAUGAGUGCAAGGAACUGAUUGGCCAUGAUGCAAGGGAGCUUUUCUAUGAGGACCGGCAUUAUCACGAGCACUGCUUCCGCUGUUUCCGCUGCGAUCGCUCAUUGGCAGAUGAACCCUUCACCAGCCAGGAUGACGCGUUGCUCUGCAAUGACUGCUACUGUAAUGAGUUCUCCUCCAAAUGUGUAGCCUGCGACAAGGUUGUGAUGCCAGGUACGAGGAAGUUGGAAUAUGCAGGCUCUACGUGGCACGAGGGCUGCUUCAUCUGUCACAGCUGCGAACAGCCGAUUGGUUCGAAGUCCUUCAUCCCUGACAAGGAUGAACACUACUGUGUGCCCUGCUACGAGGAUAAGUUUGCUCCACGCUGCACACGCUGUAAAAAGACCCUGGCUAAAGGUGGUGUGACCUAUCGGGAUGAGCCAUGGCAUAAGGAGUGUUUUGUGUGCACCAGCUGUAAGACACAGCUGGCAGGCCAACACUUCACCUCCCGAGACGACAGCCCUUACUGCCUCAACUGCUUUGGCAGCCUGUAUGCCAAGAAGUGCGAGGCCUGCAGCAAACCCAUCACAGGUUUUGGAGGAGGAAAAUACAUCUCAUUUGAGGAUCGUCAGUGGCAUCAGCCAUGCUUCACCUGCUCCCAGUGCUCUGUUUCACUGGUGGGCGCCGGCUUCUUCCCUGAUGGUGAAAGGAUCCUGUGCCGCGACUGCCACAGCAACCUAUAGAGCAGUCAUUCACAGUAUUCUAACCCUUCCCUUGAUUUACCAUUAGCCCUUUGUCACAGCAUUUCAAGAACCCCAGGUCAUUACCAAGGAAGAUAACACAGGCUAACAAAUGCUUUCUCUCAGGUCAUUUUUAUAUAAAGACAUCAGUUCCUGUUGUCAGAUUUUCAUCCAGGAACUAGUGCGUAAAAUCCUGUGUUGAUGCUGUAUUGUUUGCAUGAACCACCACAAAGAUUUCCUCUUUAACCAAAAACAAAACUUCAUGGAGUGCCUUAAGAAUAUAAUUUCUAAUAUGUUAUGUACUAUAAAACCAAAGAAACGCAAAAUGCUAGUCACUUUGCAAAAAAUUCCUGCAUAUUUUAUAUAUAAAUAAGUUGCCACUUCAGGUAGACGUCAGGCUCUGAAGAGAGGACACAGAACACUGAUACAGGACAGAGUAUAAACCUUACAGUCUGUAUUUUGAUUUUAUUUUGACUUAUUUUUGAAAGUAUGGUGGAGUUACUGUUUUAAAUGCUCUUAUAACUGCAGUUUUAUGCAUUUUGAAUGUUGCUUUGUCAGUUAUCUUUCUAUAAUGUAUGUCUUGCUUUAUACAUCUUGAACAGUUUACUGUAUAUAAUGACAUAGAAGGAGGCGUGACACUGUUAAAAAAGUGGCAAAAGAUUAGACCAAUUUACAAAACUGAAACGUGUCAAAGUUAAAAUGAGAAAAAAAAUUGAAAAAAAAAAUGAUUAUGCUUUCAGUGAGGCAGUCAGUCUAUGAUAGUCAUUUGCACUUUGGAUAAGAUAGUCUCUUGCUACCAUGUUAUGUGCACAUAAAAACACACUUCAAAGACAUGGCGCAAGACACACAAAUCCCUUGUAAUGUUAUGUAUCUGCUUGCGGAACUUUGCAUUGACACUUAUUUUAAUGUUUCAUCAUCUUUUUCAUUUGUUGUAAUGAAUCUUUUUAUCAUCUUUGCUCAAAGAGCCAGCAUUUAUAACCCAAAAGAAGCUGCAAUGAAAUGUGUUACCAUUUUGUAUUGGAGGAGUAUGCAUGUCUUUAUCUGCCAUAAUUUGCCACAGUAAUUGUUUUCUUACUGUUAAUGCUGUUGUUGUUUUGUUUUUUGUUUUUUGUUUUUGUUUUUUUGUUAGUUUUUAACUUGUAUGUGAAAAAUUAUAAAAAAAAAAGAAAAACAAUCAAACCUAUAAUUCAUUAUUUCAGCUUUGAUGCUGGUGAGUCAGAGUUGGCAAAUAUACAUUUUCAGAUGAAAAAGAGGCCAUCGAGGCAAUAACAG
Messenger RNA from Toxotes jaculatrix (banded archerfish), 2424 nucleotides. RefSeq names its product four and a half LIM domains 3a (gene fhl3a). The record is from RefSeq and is a predicted model, not a curated record. Gene Ontology annotation, biological process: actin cytoskeleton organization. Gene Ontology annotation, cellular component: stress fiber; Z disc; nucleus. Lineage: Eukaryota; Metazoa; Chordata; Actinopteri; Toxotidae. Bases 316 to 1155 code for a protein of 279 amino acids. The transcript has 7 exons. Gene Ontology annotation, molecular function: transcription coregulator activity; actin binding.